Molecule: messenger RNA, 975 nt
Organism: Caenorhabditis sp. 36 PRJEB53466
Lineage: Eukaryota; Metazoa; Nematoda; Chromadorea; Rhabditida; Rhabditidae
Source: the annotation of a GenBank genome assembly
AUGGCCUCCUCGUUCGACAACCGUUUGGAACAAGACGGAAUGUGCUCCGUGUACUCUGCGCAGCCGUCCGAGACAAACUGUUCGAUUAGCGAGGCUCUCGCCAAAGAGAUGAACGCCGUCAAUGAGAUGCCCGAUGAAGCAAUCCGUGAGUGAUUUUCAGAAGAUGGACAUGCAAAAUGCCCGUAUUCCAGAUGAUGCGUCGGUUUAUUCCGUGCCCAAAUCGGAGACAAAUGUGACCGUCAGCGACAGUUUCCGUCCGUGUCAAUCCAGUCAGAUCACUUUUCCCGGUUCUUCAGCCCACCUUUCUUUUCAGUGAACCAAUUCAAUUUGUCGGUCUACUCGGUGCCGAAAUCGGAGACAAAUGUGACGAUGAAGGAGAAGUUCGAAGGAUGUAAAGAUCGUAAGCCUACGACUUAUGAUCAAACGUAUUUAAUGGGAUCUUCUUCAGUGAGAAACGUGCUCUAUUCGGUCUAUUCGGCGCCUCCGUCGGAAACGAACGUCACGAUGCCUGCUAUGGACGCUCCGAGCAUCUCCGAAUACACUGCGCUCGCCUCGGAAACCAAUGCGACCAUGUCAGAUGCGUUCCGUCCGUGUAAUGUCCUUCAGGCGCUCGCUGACAAUCUGCUGGUCACCGAGCACACUGCUAAGUCUGGAGUGUGUAAGUGAAUAACGUAACUAGCCGAAAUAACGAUGAGAUUUCCAGUUCUGGACACUUCGGAUUACGUGGAUCAUCUGCAGCUGGAGCUCGGAAUCCCCGACAAGAAGGUGUUUGGAAUCGAGCGCAGUGACGGUUCCGUCGCGAAGAUCAUCGACUCGAAUGAGUGCCUGCUUCAUCUGGAGAGCUUCCAGCCGAUCCCCGUCGACUUCAGUCAGAUGCCCGCUCCCGUUUCGUUCAAAAAGUCGAUGAGCGAGAAGUCCGUGCAGAGCUACCUGCUUCAUUCGGCCGAAGGAAACUCCGUCCAUCACGAGCUCUGA